Molecule: messenger RNA, 3739 nt
Organism: Chironomus riparius
Lineage: Eukaryota; Metazoa; Arthropoda; Insecta; Diptera; Chironomidae
Source: the annotation of a GenBank genome assembly
UUUUUUUUUCUCAUCUUCAAGUUAAUUUCAUUCAUAUAUUUAUCGCUUGCAGUAGUAUACAAGCAAUUGAGGUUUAAAAAUUUCGGAAUAAUAUUCUUAUAAAAUGGGUAAAACAAAGAUUUACUGUGCAAAAUGCCAGAAAAAAUGUUCCGGUGAGGUAUUACGGGUUACGGACAAAUACUUCCACAAGACAUGCUUUCAAUGUGUAACAUGCAAUAAAAGUUUAGCAGCGGGCGGGUUCUUUGCAAAAGAUAACAUUUAUUAUUGUGUAGUAGAUUAUCAGAAACUAUAUGGUACAAAGUGUGCCGUAUGUCAGCAAUAUGUUGAAGGAGAGGUUGUAUCCACAAUGGGUAAUACAUACCAUCAGAAAUGUUUUACAUGUACUAAAUGCAAUCUACCCUUUGAAUCCGGUAGUAAGGUCACAAACACCGGAAAGGAGAUUUUAUGCGAGAAAUGUAUUGACGGUGGUGCGCCAAAACAGAAGCAAAUAACUCAACAGCAUGCUAGUCCAACAAGAGCGACAGCACAACAACAACAUAAUGAGAUAUUGCAGAAAACAACAAGCCCAAAAGAUAUCGAUCCAAAUAAUUGUGCUGGCUGUAAUACAGAGCUAAAGGAGGGACAAGCUUUGAUUGCAUUAGAUCGACAAUGGCAUAUUUGGUGCUUCCGUUGCAUGGUAUGUGGUCAAGUAUUAAGUGGCGAAUAUAUGGGAAAAGAUGGACAGCCAUAUUGUGAGAAAGAUUAUCAAAAGUCAUUUGGUGUUAAGUGCGCUUAUUGCGAACGUUAUAUAAGUGGAAAAGUUCUACAAGCUGGCGAUAAUCAUCAUUUUCAUCCCACAUGUGCUCGUUGUUCUAAAUGCGGCGAUCCAUUUGGCGAUGGCGAGGAAAUGUAUCUCCAAGGAACGGCAAUCUGGCAUCCACGAUGUGGACCAGGACCGUCAGAAAAUGGCAUGAUUUUCAAUGGCAGUACGACUGCAGAAGUCGAUAGAAUAAGCAAUAGCGCGAGCGAAAUACAAUUUUCAUUACGUUCGCACACCCCGAGUAUAAGCGGUUCAGUUUGUAGUCCAUAUUCUGGUAGAAAAUAUCAUCGUACAACAAGUCCUGGUUUAGUGCUUCGAGAAUAUAAUCAAUCAUCAACUUAUGGUGAAGAUAUUUCAAGAAUAUACACAUAUAGCUAUUUAACAGAAGAAGUAACUGGCUUGAAGAAACCAAUCGAUCCUUAUGAUAAGAAACCCGUGUCGCCUCACUUUCAUCGACCAAAUUAUGCACCAUCGUCUUCAGGUCGACCACCAUCCCGUCCUCAAUCGCGAAGUCGCUCAGCUAUGAAGGUUUUAGUGGAUAGUAUCCGUGCAGAGACGCCACGUCCAAAGAGUCCGGCUAUGAUGAAUGAAGAACCAAUUGAAUUAAGUCAUUAUCCAGGUGCGAAAAAGCCGAAUCCUAACGAGAAGCCAAAAAUUGAACGAGAUGAUUUUCCAGCACCUCCGUAUCCUUAUACGGAUCCCGAACGACGACGUCGAUACUCAGACUCAUAUAAAGGUGUUCAUACCUCGGAUGAUGAGGAUCAAGUCGAUAAAGCAGAAAACGUUGAGAACAUUGAACCUCAAUUAAAGAAGGAAGAAGAGGAAUUAAAGAAAAUCAAUUCCGGUAUGAGUAAAGUUAUUCUAAAGGAUAUAAAGGAGCGCCAGAAAUAUAAAAUAUGGAAGCAGAAUAAUUUAGAUCCACGCAAUGCAUCACGUUUUCCAUCGGCUAUGAAAGAGCCACAAUACAAAAUGAGAUAUGAAAGUCCGAUUGGUGCGAGUCCAUCGAGAAAUUUGGAUCACUCACGUCCAUAUGAAGAAGAGAUGUUUGAUCGAUCCAUUAGCUAUAGAGGUUCAGUUGGUCGUGCGAUUGGCGUUGGCAAUAGUUACAAUGCAAUAAAUUCAUAUCGAUCACCAAAGCCAGGAAGUGGCUAUAAGCAUUCAACACUCCCAGCAUCGAUUCGUAAUGGUUAUAGUUCCGACUUUUCCUUCGGACCAUUAGUAGAUAAAACGCACAGCACAGAGUUCUCUUGUGGAAAAUCGGAUAUAUCCGUGGAUGGAUCAAUUACGGACGGUGAUAGACGAGCAUUGGGUGCCGAUAUUCCAGCAUCAAGUACAUAUUCAGGUGCAAUUUACAAUCAAUAUGUUCCACAAUCGGGACUAGUUAGGAGAUCCUUGCCAAACAUGGCUCAUUCGAUACUUGUUCACGAGCCAGCUAAAAUCUAUCCUUAUCAUUUGCUAUUAAUCACAAACUACAGAUUGCCUGCUGAUGUUGAUCGUUGUAAUUUAGAGCGUCAUUUAUCAGAUACUGAAUUUGAGGCGAUUUGUGGGUGCACAAGGCCCGAGUUUUAUCGUAUGCCACAAUGGAAGAGAAAUGAUAUCAAAAGGCGUGCGCGAUUAUUUUAAGGGAACUAGUAUAGAAAAUUAUGUCUAUGAAAAAAAAAAAUUAUAUUUGCUUAUUAAUUAAAAAGGAAGCUUUUUUAGGAUGAAAGUGUUUGCUAAUUUUUAUUUCUUUUAAAUAAUGAAAGCUGUUCGUGAGCUUUAUUAACGUAAAAAGAAAGAAUUGAAAAUGAAUGAUGAGAAAUUUUUUGGAGGUUAAGGACAAAAAUUUAAAUAUUUAUUCGAAAAGCUUUUCAAUAAUAUUGCUUUCUUCCUUGUAAGGAUUAGGAUAAAUUAUUAAUUAAAUUGGAUGGAUUUGUAAGAUUCUUGUUGUGAGCUUUUAGAAGAUUAUUUGAUUAUUUUGGGGACAGGGUGGGGUACGGUAUAUUUUUUCCUAUUUAUUACUUCACUACAUCACAUUUACUAUUUAUAAAAAAUAUAACAAAUCUUUUAAAGACAUGAUCCACUAAGUAAUCAAUUUAGGCAGCUUAGCUUUGUACAUAUUUGAUUUAUAAAAUCAUUUUCUAGUAGGCAACUCAGUUAUUUAUUCUAAAUGGGAAUUUUUAUGAAUUUUUGAAAUUUCCUAAUAGUUUUACUUCUACUUGGUAGAGUUUAGAAAAGCUUGAUUUACAGAAAUAAGCAUUAAACUACUGCGCAGUAUUGCUCACAAAAAAGUGGCGCAGUCCUGCGCAUUUAAAACUUCGAUAACUGAAAUCUGUAAAUUUUGAUUAAACCGUACAGAAAAUAUAUAUUGAUAGCUUUUUCUAAACUUAGUGCUGCUAUUAAUAUUAAAGACUAAGUCAAGAAGUGUAUCAGCUAUUCAACUAUUCAUUGUGCAUUAAAAAUUCCUAUAAACAGUUUAAAACCUUUAAUAAAUUAAAAUAUAUUAUCCUAAAAACUUCAAAAGCUCAUUCCAAAAUCUACAGUCCACCAAAAACACUAAUGAAAGCUUUUAUAAUAAGACAAAGAAAAGGAGAUAAAGCAGUAGAAGAAAAAGAAGAAGAUUGAAAAAAUUGAUAAUACUAUAGUUUCUCUGGCAAGAAGCUUGUUCAAACUUUAAAAAAAAUUAAAAAAGAAUAAUAAUAAAGAAACAAAUAAAAACAUUUGAAAAAAGUAUAUUUUUGUUAAUGAAGAAUGAAUAAAACAAAUUGCGAAAAAAUUGCCUAUAAAAAACUUUGAAAGAAAAAUAAUUGAAAUUAUGACUAAAUUUAAUACAAAAAUAAAUAAGUAAAGUUUUGAAGAGGAAGUCUUAAAAAUAUAGGGUAAAAAGUUUAAAAAAUAGAAAAAGAAAAUCAGAACUUUGUUGCACCAAUAAAAAAUGAAGUCUAACUCUCACAAAUAUGC